This is a messenger RNA of Trichoderma virens Gv29-8, 1764 nucleotides long. RefSeq lists its product as uncharacterized. Lineage: Eukaryota; Fungi; Ascomycota; Sordariomycetes; Hypocreales; Hypocreaceae. The record is from RefSeq and is a predicted model, not a curated record. Gene Ontology annotation, molecular function: protein binding. The transcript is spliced from 3 exons. Bases 1 to 1764 code for a protein of 587 amino acids.
AUGGACGUGGCGUCGCUGGGAAGUCUCCCAGACGAACUCGUUCUCGACAUUGUCCAACAUCUGGACACGGCUCGCGAUGUGGCUCAUCUGGGGAGCGCAUCUCGACACGCGCAUGCCGUCAUCAACCGGAGCGGGUGGCGCAGCUUCGUGAGGACCAAAUUCCCUUCCAUCAACGUCCCAUCAGGGGGUUUGACGGGAUGGAAUGCCGUGGCAGACCGCUUGACGUAUCUGGACCGGUGCUGGAACAGUCGCGGACUCUAUCUGACGGUGUAUGGGGAGAAGUCGCCGGCGCGGGCCAAGAGGAGGGAGUUUGCCAGGAGCAGACAGUCUGUCAACUUUCACUCUGUCAUUGAUGCUACGACGCUCUUGUCCACGCAAGAAGAGCUGUUGGCGCAUGGCGCGGGAGAGAACCUGAUAUUUCGACGAAGGGGGGUGAAUAGCAAGGCAUCAGACAAUUGGAGCAAGCUGGGAGGCCGUGAAACCGGAUAUGCGGCUGGGACGGGAGACGUAACAGCAAUCAGCAUCAUCGAGCGCCAGCAGUUUCCAGAGGUGGUUGUUGGAAGGGCCGAUGGAGGCCUUCAACUCUUGGACGUCGGAGAUGAGACAAUAUCAGACUCAUCUCAGAGCUUCCUUACUACACACGACACUAGCAACCAGUCCAGACUUCCUCCCCGAAUGUCUCCUGGACAGAGAGCGAUUUCAUGGACUGAGUGGCAAUCCGACGCCAAGUUGCUGGCUAGUUGCAGAAGCUCCAUCUUGACGCUGUACAACCUUUCCAACACAGAAGAAGCAACACUGAAACCUGUCCUCUACUAUGAUGUAUCCAAAGACAGCUCCCCCGAUGAGGUUUCGCUUUUACGCAGCGUCAAGUUCAUGGGCCAGGACGUGAUUGCGUGUGGAAUUGGUGGUAGCCGUGAGCCUUUGAGAUUGGCCAAGAUUCGACCCACGGGAAUUGAGUUUUUCGAUGCGGCAAGGAACUCCAGGAUGAGCAAGGACAAUGCUGCGGCAGAUUCCGAGACAGCAGCUGAGAAGACGACAGUUCGUGAUAUUCAGCCAGUUACAAGGAUGAAUGACAACCUACUCCUCAGCGCCUGGGACGACGGAAGCCAUAGACUUUCGGAUUUACGGACUCCCUCUGCCCAUGACGUCCUAUAUCGAGAUGGCUUCCAGCCGUAUCAAGCCAGCAGCUCAAUGCUAGUAUAUGGAUCUGAACGAUUUGUAGCCGGCAACAACUGCAGCCCCGAUCUCCGAUUCUUUGACUUUCGGUUCCCAAAGGCGUACCAUCACACCAGCGCCAUGCCUUGUUCUGCAAAGACGCCUCUUCCGGGACGGCCCCACCAGUAUGGCGCCAUCAACGAAGUCGAUGAGCUUCAGAUCAAUCCGGUCGAAGAGUGCGAUUCCGCAUCUGGUCGGAGCUGCACGUGGCAUCAUCUAUCAAGACAAGAUAGCUGGCGGCCAGACGCAGUCAUGCACAUCUACAGCGCAUCGAUGGACCGAGUCCACAGCCUGGCCAAGGCAUCCGACUUGUCGACGUCGUUCUACUGCGGCGUCAGAGGGGCUCUCGUGGAGGCGACAUAUGCCCUCGCUGAGGAUAUAGACUCGAUUGUAUCUCGUCGGUCAGCGUCGGAAGGAUGGCAAGCUGUCGACCCCGAGGGAAGAGCUUCGUUGAUAGAGACGGGGAUUGAAAAGUUCUUAAUACAAGGAGUUCUGUUCAGGGCAAUGUCGAGUACCCCAAGCCCCGAGUUUAAUGGCGAUGAAAGCUGA